AACUUGGGACUGUAACUUUGACGACUUCUAUUUAAAGUCCCCUCCCCCCCGCCAUCCCCACCCGCCAAGUCUCGGGAACCUGAGCCCGGGAGCAGGACGACUUGACAGACAGAAAAGCCCCAGACGCAGGUCAGGAGGGCAGAGUUAGAGGGGGAACACCAAGUGAGUAGGGAAGGAAGCCUCUUAGCCCCAGCUAGAGGCCUGAGAGAUGGAGAGCGCCCAAUACGACCCAGCUCCGACCUCCGACAGCUACCUCGGCUCGGAGGAGGAGACAGAGCUGGAGACAGAAGAGGAGUCUGAAGGAGAGGAAGAAACCACCGCAGAAACUGAGGAGGAGCUGGACAGCAGCAGGUUAACAGACCAGAAUGAAGAGGACAAGACCAAGCAGCAGUGUAUUAUAUCUGACCCCUCCUUUUCCAUGGUAACAGUUCAACGUGAAGAUAGUGGAAUAACCUGGGAGACCAGCUCAAGUAGGUCCUCCACUCCCUGGGCCUCAGAAAGUAGUUUAACUUCUGAUAUGUAUAGUAUGGAAGGGUCAACAGUAAGUUCUCCUCCAGGGAACAUUUCUUUUAUCUUGGAUGAAGGUAAAAAAGUUCGGAAAAGAACCCGUAAGUCAUCAUCAAAACAUGGCUCCCCAGCUUUGCGUCGGAAAGGAGGCAAAAAGAGACACUCCUUGGAAGGGCAAGAAGAUGUCCCAGCAAAUGCAAAAGACAAAGCUUCAAUUUCAGAUGGAAAGUCAAAACAAGAAAAGUCAUCUAUUGGUGCUUAUGAUAAAAAUAGGAAAAAGAAGACCAUCUCAAACACCCCUCCCAUCACAGGGGCAAUAUACAAAGAACACAAGCCAUUAGUAUUAAGACCAGUUUACAUAGGAACAGUACAGUAUAAAAUUAAGAUGUUCAAUUCAGUGAAAGAAGAAAUAAUUCCCCUACAAUUUUAUGGAACAUUGCCAAAGGGUUAUGUAAUUAAGGAAAUCAAUUACAGAAAGGGGAAAGAUGCAUCUAUUACUUUAGAACCAGAUGUGACAAAUCAGGACCCCAGCAUAGCUUCCAAAGCAAGCAAACCAAUGACCCAAAAUAUAGAGAGUAAUAAAGAAAAGCAGCUUUCUCCACCCUGGAGAGAAGCAAUGUCUAAAGAGUCCAGGCCAGUGCCAUCUUUUCUUAAGGAUAUAGAAAAGCCAAAGGAAGCUGAUUCAUAUUCACCCCUAAAUGCAGCUGCAGCAUGUGUGCUCAAACAUACUGUUUCCUCAUAUUCUAGUAAUGAAACUAUGGUGCCUCAGAGUCUUCCAUUGUCAGCUUCAACACUUCCAGUUGAAGAAGCCUCAAUGCAGGAAAUACAAAUGGAUUCUCCAGAUGCUGCAACCUCGGAAUUGAUGGCCCCCAAAAUGGAGAAAGAAGAGUUUAAAGCUGAUAUGCAACAAGCUGUAGUUUCGUCACCCACACUUUCAAUGCCACCAUCUUUUGUGGAUGAGGUUAGAGAGGAAGAAAGAGAAUCUGAUUUAUUGGCAACUGCUGCUACAUAUAUUUCUGAGACUCUCACUUCAACUAAGGCAGAAGAGGAAGCCUUUGAGUCAGAUUCACCAGUUACUGAAGCAUCUGCCCCAGGUCCUUUUGGUAUAAAGGUAAACAACCUGGGACUGUCUUCUCUAGAAAAAGAAGAGCCAGUUUUUCCAACUGGUGAAGGGGAGAUGGAAGAGACCAAGCCUGAAUCAUCAGUUUCUUUGUCUGAACCUCCAGCCUUGGGCAAAAUGAAAGAGGAAGAAGAGGGUGUUUCCUUGCCAAUAACUUCAGGGCCAGAAUUUGAACCCUCAUAUGUAUCAGAAGAAGAGAUCAUUGAAAUUGAUUAUCCAGAAAGCCUAUCUCCCUCUGAAAAUGCCAUCCCACCACAUUUGGUUCAUGAAAGGGAGAGAAAAGAAGCUGAACCCGACUUACCACUAUUGGCCACAUCCACUUCAGAACAUGUAGCUUUAUUAGAGAAAGAGAGGGAGGAAAUUGGGCCUAUUUCUCCAGAUUCAGACUUUGCAUCUGAGUUUUCAAGUCUAUCAUAUUCAACCCAUGAACUAGAGGAAAAAGAAACUAAGCCAGUUUCCCCACCAGCUGUAAUCUCAGCAUCUGAAUAUGAAAUUUUGUCAGAAGAAGAGACCAUGCCUCACUCCCCAGAGUUCACAUCUGUAUCUGAGUAUUCUACAUAUCCUACAGUUGAAGAGGAAAGUACUGGAUGCGAAACCCCUACACAUUUAGCAUCUACAUCUGAAGCCACCAUCUUCUCAGAAGAAGAGACUCUCGAAAGUGAAUGUUACACACCAGAUUCUACAUCUGCUUCUGAGUAUUCAGUUCCUGUAUAUGCAGCACAGGAACAGAAGGAAGAAACCAGCCAGCAGACUCCACUAAACUCAGUAGCUGCAGCUGAACAUAUGAUUAUAUCUGAAGAAGAAAAAGAUUAUAUUGGACCCUUUUCUCCAGAUUCAGCAUUUGCAUCUGAAUACUCAUUCUCACCUCAUGAAGUUCGAGAGUCAGAAAAAGAAGAAUUUGAAAGGGAUUACCCACCAUGCUCAACAUCCCCUUCUGAACACACCAUUUUGACUGAAGAAGAGAAUGAAGAGAUCGAGCCUUUUUCACCAGACUCGGCCUCUGACUUUUCAGUCCCACUUUAUAUAACACCUGAACCAGAGAAGAAAGAUGAUGAAUCUGGUUCAUUGCAAACUGCAAUAUCUGUUUCAGAAUAUUCCAUUUUUUCUGAAGCAGAGAAGGAGGAAACUGAGACCCAAGCACCUACAAUGCCUGAACCUCAACAUACCAUUUUAUCUCAGAGGCAAAAAGCUCAACAUUCUUCUUCAGUGCCAGGGUCUGAACAACUGAAUCUGCCACCUUCAACCGCUGAAGUAGAGAAGGGAGAAGUCAAGCCCAGCUCCCAAACAACUUCCCUAUCUGUGUCUGAAUACCUUAUUUUGUCACAGAAGCGAAAUAUUGAAGGUCUCUCUCAGGUACUUGAGUCUGAACACUCAAUUUCACCAUCUUCAACUGAUGAAAGAGAGAAGGAAGAAACCAAGCCUGAUCCAUCAGUACCUGCCUUCAUGAAGGCAGGCUCAUCUGAGAAAGAAAAAAUCAAGCCUGUUUUACCAGAAACUUCUGUAACUAGGCCUCAAGAGUCAAUCCCAGCAGAAUCAACUCAAGAAGUGAAGAAAGAGCUAGGACUGGAACUUGCACAUGCUCAAAAAGGGGCCUCUGACCAUUUGUCUUUUUCAAAAGUAAGCAAGGAAGAAAUCACGUCCAACUCCCAGGUCACUCCACCUGAAUACCCAGCUUCAUUGCAGCAUAAAGAAAUGGAGCCCCAUUCUCCAAAGGCCCCAGAAUAUGUGAUGGAACCCUCAGUUGCACCUGGGGAGGCAGGGAAGAAAGUGGUAUGUGAGCCACCUGUGCCUCAGCAGGAAACUUCACUGAAGAAUAAGGAAAACCUGAAAGACAUGCAAAAGGCAAAAUCUUUAGCUGGACUUGUAGUUUCACGAACAGAGACAAAGGAAAAAAUUAGGGAAGACGAAGAACAAGCAGUUGUGCCUGAAUCUCAGCACCUGGUUUUAUCAGAAUCAAAGAAAGAGGAAACUCCACCUCCCCCUGAACUGAAAUUCUCAUCUUUGUCAGAAGAAGAUAAAAAAGAAAUUGGGCCUGAUUCUCCACAAGCCACAGUAUCAGAACUCAAACCUUCACUUUUGCCCAAAGUAGUAAAGGAAGAAAUCCAAUCAGAUUCACCACUUCCUACAACAUCUGUAUUUGAUUCAGUUUUAUCAAAAGCAAGCAAGGAAGAAGUGGAUCACAGCUCUCCACUAACAGAACAUUUGGUUCUAAAUGAGAAAGAAAAGAAAGUAGGUGAACCUGGCCUCUCACCUAUUGAAACAACUGCGUCUAAGUCUCCAAUCUGGCCAAAAGUACAUAAAGAAGAAGUGAAUUUCCAUGCAUCACCAAAUGCAAGAUAUUCAGCAGAACAUGCAGUUUUGUCAGAAGUGGGAAAGGAAGAGGAAAAACCUGGGUCACCUGUGCCUGAGCAUUCAGCGUCAUCAAAGGCAGGAAGUGAUCAAGGUGUCCCACCUGUGACAGUUACUGCACCUGAAUGUUCGACUUUGUCAAAAAAGCAAGCCUCUGAAUCAUCUGAUCCAGCAUCAAUGAUUGGAGGUUCAGUUCCACCAUACAUGGCUGUUGAAAUAGAGAGAAAAGAUACCAAACUUCCUUCAUCAAAGACUGUGAUAUCAGCAUCAGAUCAAGGAGUUCCAUCACAAGAAAAGGAAGAGAUAAAAUACCCUCCACAUGAACUGGAAACUUUAGAGACAGAAGAAUUAUCUAUGAAAUCAGUCACUCCUACAGGUGAGAGGAGCAGGCAAGAACCUGGAAUGUUGAUAUCAGAUAAGAGUGAUUUACCAUCAGAAAAGCCAGCUGUUCCUUCAUCAAGUCUUCCAGUGGAGCCUGAAAAGACAGGCAUGCUACCCGAUGCACUAGAAUUAUCAGGGGCUGUGUCAGAGCUGUCACACGACUUAGUAAGUGAAAGUGAACAUAGGGAUGCAAAACUGGAAAUAUCUCUCACAUCAGAAACGGGAAGCUCAGUGCUGGAAAGGGCGAAGUCUGAGGCUAAGACCAGGGAAGAAGGGAAGCAAGAGCAUAAGCCUUUCUCAGCUGAGGUGGCCAGCAUGGCAUCAGAUAAAUCAGUAGCCUCUUUCAUCGAAAAAGAAAAUCCAGAACCACAGCAAGAUCAUUUUUCAUUCAAAGAAUUAUUGCAAGAGUCAAGAGACUUGGCAGACUCUAACAAAGGAGAGAAACAAAAAGGUCAUCCAUUGACCUCCAUAGAAAAUUUGGCCCCACAAGGGGCAGGGGAUAUUUUGACCAAAGCAAAUGAAGACACCACCCAAACACAUUCAUUCCAUAUGUCAGAAAAUGUACCUGAGCCAUCCAAGAUGGCCUCUUCUGAUCUCUCUGAGGAACAAGCAAAGCAAGAAACUAUACUUUGCCCAGAUGAUGUUGGUAAUUUACUUGAAUUAUCAAUACCUUCACUGAACAGUCCCUUGGCUGAUCAACAGGAUAUUUCUACUAAGUCACAUUCAUUUGCAGAAGCAAAUUUGCCUUUGGAAGAGUCAAAAUCUAUUGUGACAAUUGAGCCUGGAGAUGUUAUGGAUGCAAAAGACUCCCUCCCUUUGCAAAAAGAAGGAAGCUGGCUGCUGAAAGAACCAAGCCAAGAGCAGGCUAGCCCUGACAAGGAAAGAGUGCUGGAGUCAGGGCAGCCGUGUUCUUCUGCCACAGAUGGAAGACUGUCAGGACACUUAACAUCUGCUCCACCUGAGAAGAAACAAACUUAUGAACAUACAAAACCAGAAAGCUUUUACCCAGCCAAAGAACCUGCUUUAUCAGCAGAGGGACCAUCGUCUCCUCUGGGCAGGUCCGAUGAUCAUGGAGAGAAACUAACAACUCAAACUUACUCUUCUCCUGAAAUACAAGUGGCUGAAGAGCCAAGAGGUACAGUUCUAGUCGAAAACAUAGCUCGACCUGAAGCUAAGGGGAAGCAGCUCUCUUUAUCAGUGGAUUCUGAAAGUGUGAUACCAGAAAAGUUAGGCACUGAAGAGGAUGGCCAGGAAAAAUUCACACCAGCCUCCGAAAGUACCACUAAGAUCCGAACUCAAGUCUCUGGAGACCCUAUAAUGAAGCAGGUAAAGCCUGAAAUUAUUCCUUCUUCAGUCAAAGCAACUAGUCGUCUGGCAGAAGAUUCAGUAACAGCCUUAGGUAGUGAAAAAGAAGAGCUGGGAAUUACAUCAUAUUCUUCCACAGAGAAAAGGCUGUUGAAGGAAUCAAAAGCAGAUGCUUCAAAGGUUGUGGAAAAUGCUGAUGAAGCCCAGCAGUCAGAAUCAGAGAAACCUCUGCCUGAGGCCACAAUCUCAAUGCACGAAAAAUCAAAACUUUCCCUGAUUCAAUCUGGGGAAAUAACUGCACCACUGGAUUCCCCAAAAAUAAUUAACAAAGUGCCUGAGCAGGCUGAAAUUGCUGCCCCAAGUACUGUCACCAAUGGUAAAGCCAAAAAAGGAAUUUCAUCUUUCACAUCGUGGAUGGCCAGACUGUUUUUUGGAGCGAGCGCUCCGGAAAAUGAUGUUGAUGAAAAAGAAGCUCAGCCAAGCCCUGCUGCAGACACAGCUGUGUUGGAAGAGGAGGUUAAAAUGACACUUUCAGCUGCCACUGAAGACUUUAAUGAGGCUGAGAAACCAGCACUAUCUCCUUUAUCAGUGUCAGGACUCUCGCCUGAGAAAGAACCUAAAGUCAUUGUAAUUAAAGCCAGUGAAGAAAGGGAGCAGAAAGAAAUACCACUAACUUUACCUAACCAAGUAGAUAAGGAGCCAUCCAAAUUGACUUUGUUAAGAGGUGAAAAGGCAUCACAAAAAUCAGAGCCACUACCAACUCAUCAUUUACCAGAGUCAGGACUGUUAUCUGAGGCAGAAUCUAGAACUGCCUUAACAGAAUCUGGAAAACCAAGACAGUCCAAAGAAGAACCUAUGUUUUUAUUAGCCGUGGAGGAAACUCCACCAGACCUGUCCAAACCCAUUUCUGGGAGUGUUAUUGAAGAACAUAAGAUACCAGAAAAUAGGAAGGAAGAAAUGCAACCUUUAUCAGGCAUAGAGGUUGAGAUGCCAUCAGAACUAGCAAGCAUCAAAGUUACUUCUGCUCAGAACAGGACAUAUCUUGAAAACCAACCUCCUGUUUUGGGAAAACAAUUGGUUUUAGAAGAAGCUGAAAAUGGUGCUCCUGUUCACAUCACUGGUGAGAACAGGGUACAAAAGGCAGAAAUCUACACUCACUCUGAGACCAGCCAGUUGACAGAAGAAUCAAAGAAUGUUUUAACCUAUCUUAAUGAACAGCAUGACCAAGAAAAAACACUGUUUUCUGCAGUGGAAGUGGAUCAAGUUAUUUGGUCGGCAAAGUCAACUCCAUCAGAAUUUGCAAGUGAAAGGACCAUGAAAGAAUCAGCAAAGCUAGAGUCAAGAACUUUGACAAUGGAAGAAUCAAAAGAUAGUUUAAUUAAAGUUGGUGAUGAUAGACCAGAGAAAGAAAUGCCAAAGGCUGUGUCUUCAACAUUUUAUGAUGAUGAGCCUAAUCUAAAAACUAUAAGUUCAACUGAUGAAGAAAAAGUCUUAGAACAAAAACCGUAUCGCAUCACGGAAAAAGCUGUGCUGGCAGAAAAGUCAGAAAUGGCAGUCCCAUUGAUUCUGAGAGAGACAAAGGAAAUAAGGAUGGCAGGCCUCUUACGGGAAUCAGAACUACAUAAAGCAGAAUACUCAAAAGAGGCUGUAGUUCAGUUCUGUGAAAAUAAGGAAGACAGAGGAAUGGUGGCCAAGAUACCUACUGAAGUCAGUAUAGUGUCAGAGGUACCCAAGUCUACUGCUUCAAUUCCCAGUGAAAACCAGCUCACUUCUGCAGAGAGAGGCAUGAGGGAAGAUUCAAAACCUCAUCCAAUUCUGGAAUCCAGAGAAGUGUCUGAGGAAUUAGGUAUGACUCUUGGAAGCUCUGUGGAUGAAAGUCAACCACUAUCAUUUGCUAAAGCAGAUUUUUUCAAGGAAUCACAGAUUGUUUCAGCAGGCCCCACAGAAAGGAACAAAGAAGAAAGUUGUCAAUCUCCUUUGACAGAGAAAGAAAAGUUAAUUUUGGGAAGAUCUGAUGCUGUCACUGUCAGUCUUGAGAAGGAAGGUGAACAAAAAGUUAGCCUUCCAAAUUUAUCUCCAGGUGAAAAUAAUCAAAUGACUCCAACUUACUCAGCAGGAGGAACCAAUUUUGCCUCUGAAGAAUCAACAAUCCCCUUUGGUAUUUCUCAUGAUGAAAGUGAGAAUCUGAAAAAUCAAGCAUAUUCUUUGGCUAAAGCAAAAUCAGUUACUGGAGAAUCACAAAUGGUGCUCUCAGUGGCUCACCCAGAAACCAAGGAAACAAAAACAGUAGGAAUCCAGCCAACUUCUUUAAGUGAAACGGAUUCAUUGGAAGAAAAGACUAGGACAUUCAUUCCAAGUAGUCCUGGUCACAGAGUGGAAGUAGACCAGGAGGACAUUUGUGCUUUACCUGAUAUAGGAAGUCUGAUGUCUAAAAUAUCAAGUCACAACGAGGAAAAGGAACAAUACUUCCUUUCCUCUGAUAUAUCACAUGCCAUGGCUAAGCCUUCAAAAGAGGCUUUACCUGGUAUCACCAAGGAAAGCAAGAAGCAAGAGCCACAACCCAAAUUAGGAAUCUUUGGUAAACUGGUGUCCAGAGAAUCUAAAAUUACUCUAGAUCGUCCCUUUGAUGAAACAGAGAACUUAGAUCAAUUAUCUUCUUUUCAAGAAGCAAUUUUCUCACCUGUGAAAUCACCAGCUGUGAUUUCAGUAUCUUCUCCAGCAGUUAAUGUAUCAGAGAUAUCAGAAAUUUCACCACCAGAACUAACAGUAGCAAGUCAGGCUCACCAAACCAAAGAUGGUACACCAGAUUCACCUAUGCCACCCACUUUUGUCUCAAAGCAAGUUUCUGAUUCCCAGACAAAGCCUAUGGGUGAUCUUCAGGUGGAUAGACCAUAUCCAUCAGCAAUUCGUGAUUCUGAUCAUGUUACAUGCGAUAUACCAUCAACUAAUGAUGAAGCAAUUUCUUCCACUGAAGGCAUAGCGAAGGAACCUGAAAACCUCUUCGUAAAAGACGGAGCAUUUGCAGCUCCUGUGGUGACCAGCAAGCCCCCUGGCCUCACAGAAGAUCAAAAAAAUGCAUUUAGCAUCAUUUCUGAAGGUUGUGAAAUAUUGAACAUUCAUGCUCCUGCUUUUAUUUCAUCAGUCGAUGAGGAAGAGUGUGAAAAAAUGCAGGAUAAGUUAGAAUACUUGGAAGAGAAGACUUCACAGAGCAUUCGACCCUUUCAUGAUGGCAGUAAGGUGACUAUAGCCCAGGAAACUGAAAUGAGAAAUGAGUCCCAUGCAGAUCACUUGGAUGCAGAUGUGUCCCUGGAGAAGGGACAGAUGCAAGAGAAAACUCACCUAGCAGAAGAGGACACUUCCACUGACUCAGAUGUGGCCUUCAGUUAUCAUACAAUGCCCAGUGAUGUGGAUUAUUUUGAAAAAUAUACUUUAAUUGACUAUAACAUCACUCCAGAGCCACUGAAAAAGGAAUCUUUUGAAAAGCAAGACAUUGAAAGAGAACCCCAAAAGAAAGUUCCUGAAGAAACCAUCUCUUUCCCAGAAAGUUCAGCAGAUAAGACUCUGGAAUAUGAGUUUGACUUGGUGAAAUUAGAUGAAAGCUUUUAUGGAAUGGAAAAGGAUGAUAGCAAAGUUUCUUAUACAGAAUCUCAUCCAUCUUUACCUACCCUCAGAUCUACAGACAGUGAGACUCCAAGGGAUGUAGCCAGAGAUGUGGAAUCAAAGUCUCCUGGAAUGCCCUUAUUCAAUGCAGAAGAAGGGGUGCUGUCCCGAACUCAACUAUUUCCUACGGAAGUUAAAGCUAUUAACCCAGAGUUGCUAGAGGAACCACCAGCACUAGCAUUCUUAUAUAAAGAUCUAUAUGAAGAAGCAGUUGGGGACAAAAAACAGGAAGGUGAGACCACCUCUGAUAGGGAGAGCCUAAAUUCUGAUGCUUCAUUUCCCAGCAGACAUUCUGAUGCUGAGGAGGGGACUGGAAUAUAUUUUGAGAAGUACAUUCUCAAAGAUGACAUUCUACAUGAUGCAUCUGGAUAUCAGAAAGACCAAAGCCAACCUCUGGAAGAAAAACCAGUUGGUAAAGAUGACUCAUGCCAACUGAUAGCUGGAGAAGGAGAAGUCUGGGGGAGGUUCGGAACUAUUUUGGGGGAGAGGAGCAUGGAGGAGGAACAGAAAGCUAUGUUCAGUGAAGGGGAAUUAAGAAGCAGUGUGGAAACCUGUAAGGAUGGAGAGCUACAGGGGAAAGUGCCCAUCACUGAGGAAGUCCAAUUGGCUUCUCAGAAAAUAAGUUAUGCAGUGCCCUUCCAAGACAAACAUCAUAUUUUAGAGAGAGUAGAUGAACCUGAUGGCCAGGGUAAUGAGGAAGAAAAUGCUAGUCCUGAGGCAAGUCAGCAUUUCCCAGUGGAAGUGUCUUACCCAGAAGAAGAACUCAUGUCAGGUGCAACACCUGCUCCAGAAAGCCUGCAAGUAGAACCUCAACUAUCUGUACCUGCUGAAAUGACAGAGGCAAGGCCCUGCAGCAGCCCUGUUCAGGAUGAAUAUGAGUUUGCAGAAUUAAUGAAUUAUGAAGUGGUUACUCAAGAGGAUCUCUUAUCAGACGACUUGUUCUCUGAAUCCACGCCUGAAGAUGUCCUAUCUCAAGGCAAGAAAUCUUUUGAGCUUAUUGGUGAAAAUGAUGAAUUUGCGAAGCAAGCAGAACAAAUUAAGUCUGUUCUACAGAAGGAUUCUGGAUCUGAGAUUGUGGAGCCAGAGCGAUUAUUGGCAGAAGUGAAAGAUGCACAGAAAGAAACAAAAAAAUCCCAGAUCGACACAUAUUGCUACACAUGCAAAUGCCCUAUUUCUGCGAUUGACAAGAUUUUUGGCGCGCACAAAGACCAUGAAGUUGCCGCACUUGACACAGCUAUUGAUGUGGUCAAGAUUCAAUUAGGAGAAUUUCUAGAAAAUUUAAAAGAAAAGUCUCUGAAGAUUGAAGCAUUUGUUACUGAGAUAGAAUCAUUCUUCAAUACUAUCGAGGAAAACUGUAGCAAAAAUGAGAAACGGCUUGAAGAGCAGAAUGAAGAAAUGAUGAAAAAGGUGCUGGCCCAGUAUGAUGAGAAGGCACAGAGCUUUGAGGAGGUGAAGAAGAGAAAAAUGGAAUACCUACAUGAGCAGAUGGUGAACUUCCUACAGAGUAUGGACACUGCCAAGGAGACUCUGGAGACAAUUGUCAAGGAGGCAGAAGAACUCGACGAGACUGUUUUCCUGACCUCAUUUAAAGAAAUCAAUGACAGGCUCCUUUCUGCAAUGGAGAGCACAGCUUCUCUAGAAAACGUUCCUACGGCAUUUUCACUUUUUGAGCAUUAUGACGACAGUUCAACAAGAAGUGACCAGAUGUUAAAACAUGUGGCAGUACCACAGCCCCCCAUACUGGAACCUCAGGAACCUAACUCUGCCACGAGCACAACGAUUACGGUGUACUGGAGUGUGAGGAAAGAGGAUGUCAUUGACUCUUUCCAGGUCUACUGCAUGGAAGAGCCUCAAGAAGACAGUGAAGCAAAUGACUUGGUGGAAGAAUACCGACUUACAGUGAAGGAAAGCUAUUGCCUUUUUGAAGAUCUGGAACCUGGCCGGUGUUAUCAAGUAUGGGUGAUGGCUGUCAACUUCACAGGAUGUAGCCUGCCAAGUGAGAGAGCCACUUUCAAAACUGCACCCUCCACCCCAAUAAUUAAGGCUGAGGAAUGCACAGUGUGUUGGAACACUGCCAUCAUACGAUGGAGCUCUGCCAACCCAGGGGCCGCUGAUGCCUAUACACUGGAGUACUGCCGGCAGCAUUCCCCAGAGGGAGAGGGGCUCAGAUCUUACUCUGGAAUUAAAGGAUUUCAGUUAAAAGUUAAUCUCCAGCCCAAUGAUAACUACUUUUUCUAUGCAAAAGCUGUCAAUGCUUUUGGGACAAGUGAGCAGAGUGAAGCUGCCCUCAUUUCCACCAGAGGAACCAGAUUUCUCCUGUUGAGAGAGACUGCUCACCCUGCACUACAGAUCUCUUCAGAUGGGACAGUAAUCCGCCUUACUGAGAGGAGGCGACUCACCGCAACUCCAUCUGUCCUGGGUGAGCAACUGCCUGCCUGUGGCCAGCACUACUGGGAAACCACAGUAACAGACUGUCCAGCGUAUCGUCUUGGAAUCUGCUCCAGUUCUAAUACACAGAGUGUUGCCCUGGGACAGGGUGAUGCUUCCUGGUACAUGCACUGUUCUGAGCCACAGAGGUAUACAUUUUUCAGCAAUGGCACGGUGAGCAACGUCCACGUGACUGAGCAUCCAGUCAGAGUGGGCAUUCUUCUGGACUACAGCAACCAGAGACUUUUAUUCAUAAAUGCUGAGAGUGGGCAGCUGCUUUUUACCAUCAGGCACAGAUUCACUGGGCCCAUUCACCCUGCCUUUGCCCUGGAGAAGCCUGGGCAAUUCACCCUGCACCUGGGAAAAGAGCCGCCAGAUUUUUUGAGGCAUAAAUAAUGAUUUGCUUUCAAAGUAGUGUUAUUUGGAAGAGAAAGAAUUCACAUUUAAGGGAUCUGUUCUCCUUCCCAUAAGCCCUCAGCACAUGUGCCCACACUCAUACCCAUAACUACUAAUAACAUCAUUACACAUGAUAAUAAUAACAGCACACGCAGGACAAUAUUACCUUUCAUUUGUGUGGCCUUGUGUGAGAAGAAAGGUUGAACAACCCCUACCCAUUGAGUUAUACAUUGUGAUGUAUACUCAAAAGAAAUAUCUAAAGGAAAAGAUUGGGUUAGACCUGUGGGUCGAAAUGGAGAGAGCUACGUUCAUACAAAGGAAUUCUCUCUUCAUUAUUAAAGAAAUAAUUACCAUGAUGGACAGUGAGGGAGAAGGAAAGAGGGAAUGAUGAUCUACCACAUGAAUGAGUUGCUUCUCCCACUAAAGGAACAUUUGAUUCUUUCCACAGGAAAAUAAAACAAAACAAAUCCUAUGACAUUUCACCAUGAGACAAUGAGUCCUAGUCACGGAAUAAUAUCUCUCACUCUGAAAAUGUUAUCUGUUGUAAAGGUUAUAAUGAACUAUUGUAUAAUAUUGUAUACUCUUGUACACGAGCCCCUUUUCUCUCAGAAUCAAAAUGUAGACACUGCUAAACUUUAGGAAUCUGCUUUCUAUAAAUAAAUGGGUAGAAAAUAUAAAAUUAAAAUGGUGGCCAUGAAGACUUUACUAUACAGAAAAGAUCAUAGAUCAACUUAUCUAUAUAUCCUAUAUAUCAACUUAUCUUCUCAGGAACACCUGAGAAAAGCUGAUGGACAUUGUAUUUCUAUGGGCUGAGUUUUCAUUAAUUUUUUUAAAUGUGAAAAUGAUACCACAAAUUUUUCCAAAAAAUAAUUGUAUCAGCUCAUAGACAAUACCAGUGAUGAGAAAAAGAGGGAGUAUAUAUGUUUAUUUAGGAUAUUGCUUCUCAUCAGAUAUAGUUUUUAAGAGCGUGUUUUAUUGAUACCUUUUGUCAUUACCUCACAGUCAUUUAUGAAAAUGAUGACAAAAACAACCCUUUCCAGACCUCCCAUACUGAAUUCCUUCUCCAUGUAACAAAGAAAAAACAACCAACAACCCCCCCACCCCCCACCCCCACACAUCUGGUUCAAUGACUACAUCUGAAAAUGUAUUCACCCUUCUGCUCCCUGGGGUAUGCUGGAGCCAAAUCAAUCUGGCUCAAGAGAGCUGAUUAUUGAAUUUUGAGUGUGAGCAUUUGCACCUGGGAAAUUGGCUAACACUAAAAUCAGAGCUCGAUUUAUUGUUUUGGGUAAUGUCUAGACUUAAGGAAGUUAUGGAGAAAUAUUAACAAUGCAGAUUAAACUUAAAAGUAUG
Phascolarctos cinereus (koala) is the source of this 13495-nucleotide messenger RNA. RefSeq names its product cardiomyopathy associated 5 (gene CMYA5). Gene Ontology annotation, molecular function: protein binding. Gene Ontology annotation, cellular component: cytoplasm. Lineage: Eukaryota; Metazoa; Chordata; Mammalia; Diprotodontia; Phascolarctidae. The record is from RefSeq and is a predicted model, not a curated record.